Messenger RNA from Haliotis rufescens (red abalone), 5784 nucleotides. RefSeq lists its product as uncharacterized. Bases 212 to 1558 code for a protein of 448 amino acids. The transcript has 10 exons. The record is from RefSeq and is a predicted model, not a curated record. NCBI's taxonomy places the organism in Eukaryota, Metazoa, Mollusca, Gastropoda, Lepetellida, Haliotidae.
GUGGAAGCCAAUGGGUAUUGUAUUCUUUCAGAUCCGACGUAAAUAGACCUCACUUAACGACGUAAACGAGUAUUUCACAAGUCUCACCACAACAUCAUAACAGUCGACAAACUCGGCUGCAGGAUUUUACGACAUCGGAGACGUACGCUGCAUACACGCACGUCGAGCUGAGGCAUCCACUGUUCAUAUCUGACAUACUGUGAACUUCAAAAUGUCCGAAAAACCACCAGCACACACCAAGGAAGAGGAAGCGAAUGGGCCAGUUACCUAUGAUGAUGAAGCGCCGGGGGGAAGUGUCAGCGCUGCCACCCCUAAAGAUUUCCAAUCUGGACCACAAGCUCCACCAUCUUUCGAGGAAGUCAUGGGACAAAACCUGACGUCUUUUAUCCCUGCACAGCCGGAGUUACCUCCCCUGUGCCACAUCGACAUCAUGCCGAUGGUGGUCGAUCCGGGGAACAUCCGGUACAAGAAGUCGCCGAUUUUUCAACCCUUCAGCUCCAUCAUCACUGGUGCCAAUGUGUGGCUGCUGCAACACCCGGAGCUCCUGUGCUGGAAGUGCGAGACUGUCGAGAGAAAGAUUGACUCAGGGACAAAGGUCAACCUUGGGGUCAUGACCCACCACGAAUCAGCUGAAGGCUUCAACGCCCACGUGAUGGGAUUGAGAAUCUGGUUCGUGAAGAAGGUUGAUGGGUCCCCUCCUCAGCAACUCGGCCUUGUUAAUGUCGUACCCGAAGGAGGGGUUACUGAGUGCAUUGGCAAAGUCAACACGUCCGUUAGGUCCUUACCAGGUGCAAUCCUGAACAUCGAGACAGCGACCUUGAAAUACUCCAUCGGCUACAGCAAGUUUGACCCCGAGUGUACCUGCUACUGCGAGAAUGGAGCCGACGGUUUACGCGCCAGGAAAACCAAGCAGAUCAUGAGGGUGUUCUACGUUGUUGGGCAGUCGAGGAAUGAAACAGUUUUUAUGAAGGAGAUACAGCCCAGGCAGGUGCGCUUCACCGGCACCAAGUCAUCAACCAAGUUUGAACCAUUCUCUGCAGUGGUGGAACAAGCUCGGGUGUGGUUACAAAGUCAAGCCGGUAUCCGAGUUGUCAACAUUGAAACACGAGACAUCCAGGCAAGGGAUCAUCAAGGGAAAAUAGAUAUUUUCUCCGAGAAAACAGACGACUUUUUGUCAAACUCCGACUGCAUAUAUGUCAGGGUACUGCGCAUCUUCUAUGUCAAUACACCGGAAGUUACGUCAUAUGCUGGCACCUUCUUAUCAUCGCGCCUCUUCGCCCCAGGAAAGGGCGGAGAAAAGGGUUUCGAAAACAUGAAUCAGACAAUGGGAAGAAUAGCCAACUGGUUGGCAGUCAAUCCGCUGCCAAUAUUCAGCGUCGAGACGGUGUUGUUCCCAACAACCCUAGGGGGUGCAGGUUUAAACGAAGAACGCGUAGACUACGGGCUGGUUGAAGGCGGGGGAAAGCGGUGGCUCACGGCUAUCAGGUUAUAUUUCCCCGUGCCUUGCCCAGAGGAGGUCGUCGUGCAGAAGCAGUCAGGCACGUGCACGGUGUUGUGAGUGUGGGAGACGGAGGGACAUGCUCAACACUCUUUGCUGGGGAAUCGUUGCCAUGGUUUUCAACCUAUUCCACCUAACCUGUAUGGUUUUGUGCCAUUCUUCGAAUAUUGUUCCAUUGCUGUCAGAUCAUUUGAUGCUGAAUCAAGAUGUAAGACGUUUAAGAUAUGUUACGAAACCCUAAAUAGUCUACCCCUAAAUACUCGUACCACUUAAAAUGAUAAUGAAAAUAAUAAUAAUUUACUCAAAGGGGAUCUGGGGAUAUGCGAUAUUCAUUGCUCGCUGUUUUUGUUAAAGAAUAUAAAAGUAAUUUGACAUAAAGUUUUACAAAACAAAUCUUUCUUAAGACAUACUAGAUCAUCUAAAAAUAAUGCUUUGUCGUUCACAAACAGCUUGCUUCCAUAGAAAUGUAUGGCAUAUCUUGAAGCACUGGCUGUGACAAUGUUCUGUCUCAAACAGAACGACCCCCGAAUCCCACCCCACCCCAUCCGGACACCCCGAAUAUUAAAUGGAUGUCCCCUUACCCCAGGGUCGUUGGCUUGCAACUUCCUUCCCGACUUGUCCGUCUCAUCUCCAUGUUUGACGUUCAAUUGAUACAGUGCUGUUUCACUUCUCUUCAACCCUGGCUGUGAAUGCGAAUGCUAAAGAUGACUCCAGUCCACCGUGCUGCUGAUGGUGGUAGUGAUGCUGAUAUAUACACUGGUGGUAGUGAUGCUGAUAUAUACACUGGUGGUCGUGAUGCUGAUAUAUACACUGGUGGUAGUGAUGCUGAUAUAUACACUGGUGGUAGUGAUGCUGAUAUAUACACUGGUGGUAGUGAUGCUGAUAUAUACACUGGUGGUAGUGAUGCUGAUAUAUACACUGGUGGUAGUGAUGCUGAUAUAUACACUGGUGGUAGUGAUGCUGAUAUAUACACUGGUGGUAGUGAUGCUGAUAUAUACACUGGUGGUAGUGAUGUUGAUCUGGAUGACACUCCAGAAUGUGAAGUACCAGUCUAUACUUUCAGCCUCUAUGCUGAAUCUUAAAGUAUGUUUUUUUCGAGAGGGUGUGUUUAUAAAUAUUAUCAUCUUUUGAUAAAAAUGGAUACCGUUUUUGAAAAAAAUAGGAAACAUCCCCUUUAGAUUCAUGCUCGACGUAGAAAUAAUAAAAUUUUGGCGAAUUUUUGUAAAAUCAUAUUGUUCACCUAUUCAAAAUAGCUUACAUGUGUUGUGAAGCCCUUCUCUGGUGUCUCCCGCCGUGAUAUUGCUGGAAUAUUGCAAAAAGCAGCGUAAACCAUACUCACUCACUCACUCUUAUAUGUGUAAUAAAUUUGAAUUUUAUUUUCAUUCAGUCGGGUUUCAGUCGCUAAUGGAAAAAAAUAUCAAUAAUGAAAAUAAUAAAAGCAAAUAAUAAAAAACCCAGCCUGGCUGAUUAUAGCUGAUUGUAGAGAUGAUCCUUUGUCCAAAGAAUUGUGAUGAUGGUAGAGCAUGUUAUACCAGGAUUAUGUUCUGUCUGGUAGGUCUGGUAUGUCUGGUAGGUCUGAUAGGUCUGGUAGGUCUGGUAGGUCUGGUAUGAACACCGGCUGGGUGAUCGAUGGCGGGUCGGCAUCAUAGAAGCAAGAAAAGAAAAGAAAGAAAAUUGUUUUAUUUACGUGUCACCCGGCGUUGUAUACAAUAAUAUUUCAUUUUGGUAAAAUACAGGCAGAUAUAUAUAUAUAAAAGAAUAACGCCAGCCGGCCUAUAAAGGCCUAUGAGACACAUGUUACACAAUAAAAAGCAUGUAAUAUAAAAAAAGAAGUUUAUAAAACCACUUAAGUGCAUUUGAAAUACUAAGAGAAUUAGAGGUACGAACCAUGGGGUUUUAUAAAUUAUAUAAUGAGGGACUUACGACGGUUAUACAUUUUAGCCAAUGAUACGGCUAUUUUCUUACAGAGGGAAUAAGUGGACAUACAUGUAAGGUAGAGAAGCUGGUCCGCUGUGGACAGCUGAGGGAAUAUAGGUGCUGUUGUGUUUCACCAAGAUGCAAGAAGGUCAAUGACCUGCCCCCUUCCUCACAUAUUAACCUACUGCGCGUGUAUUUGGAACAGUGCUGUAAUUACAUUAAACCUAUCCGUCUUGAAAGAAAAAUAAUCAAUGUAUUUUCAGACACAUGUUUAUUUCACUUUCAAAACUAUCAUAUUUCAUCAGUGUGUUGGAGUAUUCCGGUCCUGCUGUUAUUUUGUUAUGCAAAUUUCAUGUCUAUUUUUACCCUACAUGUGAUCGUGCCUUGUAUUAUUUUGCACACCAACAUAUAUACUCCUCAAAAUAAGUGAAAGAACACCCGAACCUUUCAUAUGACCAUGACAGAUUAACUCCAGUCAUAGGAAACAAAUCGGGUGUUCUUUAACUUCUUUUGAAUAGUAUAUAUUUUAUAACUGAUCGUAUAAGCGAUAGAAGGUGUACAGUAAAUUGUCUACUCACACCCGUACAGUAUGUUAUGAUCAUCUGUACAAUGUGGCAUGGUCCCGUAGUUUUCGCGCUUCGACGAGAAGAGUAGCCUCCCUUUGAUUGCGAACGUGUCGUGCACGCUGACAAAAACUUCGUCUGUGUCCUGUUUGCGAAAAAUGAAUGUAUGCUGACCUUUAUAGACAAGUGUCGACAUGUGAUGAAGAUGCGGAGUCUGUAUAAUCUAUGUAUAUAGUUUAUUCUAAACUGUGAUAUUAUUUUGUAUUUAUAUAUCAUAACAUAUACCUCAAAUGGGGGUAUUUCACUCGAGUGAAAUAACAAGUACACAUGCUUUAUAAUAGAUUAGUCCCGGUUGCCUAUACAACGAGAGAAUGUUAUUUUCUUUGAAAAUGAACAUUGUGAAUCUAUAAUUUGAUUUCCCAAUCUGUCAAGCAUGUUGCCAAGUACCAGCCAGUGCUAGCUUCAAGUGAACACAGAAGAAAAGACUGGUUGGAGAAUAUUCUAAAAACAAAGUUAGUCCACUGUUAUGGUUAAAAAAAACCGAGCACGACGCAAUAUCCCGGAGUAAUGCCCCGUGAUAAUUGUCCCGGAGUGAUACCCCGUGAUAAUUGUCCAUGAGUAAUGCCACGUGAUAAUUUUCCCAGAGUAAUGCCCAUUGAUAACUGUCCCGCAAUUAUACCUCAUGAUAUUUGUCCCAGAGUAAUGCCCAGUGAUAACUGUCCCGAAGUGAUCCACCGUGAUAUUUAUCCCGGAGUAAUGCCCCGUGAUAAUUGUCCCGGAGUAAUGCCCCGUGAUAAUUGUCCCGAAGUAAUGCUCCGUGAUAAAUGUCCCGAAGUAAUUCCCCGUGAUAGUUGCCCCGGAGUAAUGCCCCGUGAUAAUCGUCCCGAACUAAUGCCCCGUGAUAAUCGUCCCGAAGUAAUGCCCCGUGAUAAUUGUCCCGGAGUAAUGCCCCGUCACAUUUGUCCCUGAGUAAAGCUCGAUGACAUUUUCCCGGAGUAAUGCCCCGUCUUAUUUGUCUCUGAGUAAAGCUUCAUCACAUUUCCCCGGAGUAAUGCCCCGUGAUAAUUGUUCUGGAGUAAUGCCCGGUAAUAUUUGUCCCGAAGUAAUGCCUCGUGAUAAGUGUACCAGAGUGAUGCCCCGUGACAUUCGUCCCUGAGUUAAGCCUCGUGGUAUUUAUCUCGGAGUAAUGCCCUGUGAUACUUGUCCCUGUAUAAUGCCCGUGAUAUUUGUCCCAACGUAAUGCCCCGUGAUAUUUGUCCCUGAGUAAUGCCCCGUGGUAGAAUAUCCACCAACACUCUCGGAUUAAAUAAUCCCUGAUAAACCUAGCUCCCUAACCCAGAAACUAGAUAUGUGAUUAUCAUUUAUGUAAAUGCUUCUACUGGUGUCAUCUGUUUUAGAAAUAUGAGUUAUGAAUUAACGUCCACCACUACAUUCCGUUUAACAGUAACGCAUCUUAACAUGUGUACACUAAAACUAAUACAACAUGGUUUUCUUCAUAUCUUAAUGCCAUGCGAAUAGAUGAUAUAUAUAGACUAAUGCUCAACCUACAAGAGGUGUCAUUUUAAGAAUCUUAUAUAUAAAAUCACAAACUAUUUCUACUUUGUUGAACAUAUAUACAUUAUAUACAACUGUUGAUACACGUCACGUGAUACCCUGCACAAUGUGCCAAAGUGUUAGACCCAGGUCACGUGAUCCAUCCCCACCAUUGGCGUCGUCGUAUGCCUCUGGCGUUGAUUAAACUGAAAAUUCACUCAUUCUAAUUUUUUGUCAGUUUGAAUAAACAGUUUAUAUGUCAAGCCGUGAAAA